Molecule: messenger RNA, 951 nt
Organism: Bacidia gigantensis
Lineage: Eukaryota; Fungi; Ascomycota; Lecanoromycetes; Lecanorales; Ramalinaceae
Exons: 1
Coding region: 1-951 (316 amino acids)
Source: RefSeq, a predicted model, not a curated record
AUGCAGGCCUGGAGCACUCCUGAAGAUCUCGAUCAUACGCAUGCAGAAACGCCUCUGAUAGCCACGGCUGGGGCUACAGCUGACUCUGGCGUCGAUCUCCGAGCCGAGACAUAUGGAACCUUUAACACGGUCGAAAUCAACGAAGAAAAAAGUUGGACGAUCAAUGCAAAUGGCACUUCUCGCCCGCCAUCUGUUUCGUCCAACGAUCGUGACAGACCAAGGAUUUUCACGCGCAAAGUGGUCAUGAUCGUCGUCGCACUCGGCAUCUUUACCUACCACUCGAUGACCUAUGACCAUCUAUUACCAAUAUUCCUCCAAGACGAAUAUAUCGAGCCUCGCAGCAGCUCGCCAUGGUCUAUUCCUGGUGGUCUUGGUCUUACGACGCAGUCGGUAGGAAUCAUAAUGUCAGUCAAUGGCCUCAUCGCUCUGUUCAUCCAAGCAAUCCUCUUCCCACUCUUCACAUCAUGGCUUGGUGUUUGGAAGGUGUUUGUUUUGGUCACGGUCCUCCAUCCGAUAGCAUAUGUCAUUGUGCCGUACCUUUACUUCGUGAGCGGAAGUGCCCUUUACCCUGCAAUCUACGCCUGUCUCACCGUUAGGAAUUUCACCUCUAUUCUAGCUUACCCUGUCCUACUGAUCAUGCUCAAAGAAGCUGCGACAGGUCCUUCAGUACUUGGAAAACUUAAUGGGCUUGCAGCCUCGGCAGGAGCAGCAUGUCGUACCCUUGCUCCACCACUGGCAGGUUACCUUUAUACUGUCGGGUCACACAUCGGCUUCACAGGUCUCGCCUGGUGGGGAAGCGUCUUAGUAGCUUUGAUUGGCGCUUUCCAAAUUCUGAUUGUGAAGAGGACAAAGAACAAGACCGCAACGAUCAAGCCCAUGGCGAGUUUCAUUCGUCCGGCAAUGCACGACAAUGACGAGGUCAUACACAUAAUGGUGACCGACGAUUCUUGA